AUGGGAGGAAGACAAAGGGCAGAAAAUCAAAUGGAGGUUUUUAGAGAGGCCUUGGUGAAAAAUGAGUUAUUUGACUUGGGCUGGGUAGGUGAUAAAUACACUUGGAGUAAUAAGCAUGAAGAUAAUUCUUUUACAAAUGAGAGGUUAGAUAGAAUGGUGGUUAAUUCUAGGUGGUCAAAUCUGUUCAAGAAUGCUGAAGUAGAAGUCAUGCAAGCUAGAAGUUCUGAUCCCAAGCCAAUUGUAUUAAUUGUCAAAGAAGAAGAUAUGGGAAAGAGAAGAAGAAGGUGGUUAUUCAAAUAUGAAGCCAAGUGGUCUUUAGAGGAGGAAGGUGGGGCAGUGGUGCAGGAGACUUGGAGAAGGGUUGCUGCUGAUUCAAAUAAAUUCAAAGUAGUGGAGAAAAAGCUUCAGUGGUGCAAUAGGGCACUAUCUCGAUGGGAUUCAUGUAGGAAGAAAGAUGCGGAGGAAGAACUUAAGUCCAUUAAUAAGAGGCUUAAGUGGGAGCAACAGAAUGAAGGUCCUCAUAAUGUAGCUAUUAUAAAAGAUUUACAAAAGAAAUUUGGUUUGAUUCUUGAGCAGGAAGAUCUAAAAUGGAGGCAAAGAGCUAAGCAAUUGUGGCACCAGAUGGGAGAUAAGAACACUAAAUACUUUCAUGCAUGUGCUACUCAAAGAAGGAAGAGGAACUAG
Molecule: messenger RNA, 684 nt
Organism: Carya illinoinensis
Lineage: Eukaryota; Viridiplantae; Streptophyta; Magnoliopsida; Fagales; Juglandaceae
Exons: 1
Coding region: 1-684 (227 amino acids)
Source: RefSeq, a predicted model, not a curated record